Messenger RNA from Xenopus tropicalis (tropical clawed frog), 3098 nucleotides. RefSeq names its product solute carrier family 13 member 4 like (gene slc13a4l). The record is from RefSeq and is marked provisional. NCBI's taxonomy places the organism in Eukaryota, Metazoa, Chordata, Amphibia, Anura, Pipidae. Gene Ontology annotation, cellular component: membrane. Gene Ontology annotation, molecular function: transmembrane transporter activity; solute:sodium symporter activity. Gene Ontology annotation, biological process: sodium ion transmembrane transport; transmembrane transport.
CGGAGAGAAGCUGCAGGGGAGGGGGGGUGGCUCAUCCUGCAGCACUGACUGCAUUUUUCUGCCUUUCCGUGCAUUCUCCUGCCCCAGCCCCAGCCUCCUUGCCCCUUCUCCUGCCCCAGCCUCCUUGCCCCUUCUCCUGCCCCAGCCCGGGCCUCCUUGCCCUUCUCCUGCCCCAGCCUGUGCAUUCCCUGGAUGUAUUCCCCGGACCUGCCGCCUCUGGAGCGCCCCAUACCCGUGUGGAUCCCGGGCUUGCUGUGCCUGCAGAUGGCCAUGUCAUUUCUCCGCCAGCUCUGGCAGCAGAAGGAUGUGCUCAUUACUUUCCUGCUGCCUCUUCUCUUCCUGCCCCUGCCCCUGGCAACUCAGAGCAAGGAAGCAGCAUGUGCUUACAUCUUAUUGGUCACUGCCGUUUACUGGAUAUCAGAGGCCAUCCCACUCGGUGCCGCCGCUUUGGUUCCUGCCUUCUUAUUCCCACUCUUUGGCAUCAUGAAAUCAAGUGAGGUGGCAUCUGAAUACUUUAAAGACAUUCAUCUCCUCUUAUUCGGCGUUGUGUGUUUGGCCGCCUCCAUCCAGAAGUGGAACCUGCACAAACGGAUAGCGCUUUGGAUGGUCCUGUCUGUUGGAAGCAAGCCCAGCUGGCUUCUUUUGGGUUUCAUGAGCUGCACUUCUUUCCUCUCCAUGUGGUUGAGCAACACUUCCACCGCUGCUAUGGUAAUGCCUAUUGUGGAUGCUGUGCUGUGUCAGCUCAAUAGCGCCGCCCCAGAGGAGAAAGCCUUAACCGACUCUAAAACCAGCACAUCUCAGAAUAACGAGGAUACUACAAAGAUUGAUUUAACAUCUUUUCCAGAAAGCAAUAACAUGUUGGAUAAUGGCAUCGCAAACACAGAAGAACGGGAGGAGGAGCCAACAUUCGCAGCCCGCGCCUAUGCAAAACAGGGUAAAACUGGUCGCUUCUACAAAACUAAGCGCGAUCACAUGAUGUGCAAAGCUUUCUCGCUGGGGAUUGCCUACUCUUCCACCAUCGGUGGGAUGUCCACGCUGACUGGCACAUCUACCAACCUCAUAUUUAUAGAACAGUUUGAAACCCGCUACCCUGGGUGCCAGCUCGUAAACUUUGGAUCUUGGAUCGCCUUUUCCUUUCCCAUCGCCUUUAUCAUCUUGAUACUUUCCUGGUUGUGGAUCAACUGGCUUUUCCUUGGCUGUAGUUAUAAAGACAUGCAGUGCUGUGGAAAAUCAAAGUCGCCCACUGACCUGGACUCAAGAAAUAUCCUGAAACAAGAAUACGACAAGAUGGGACCUCUCAGCUACCAAGAGGUGGUAACGCUAGUGAUCUUCCUGCUGAUGGCCCUGUCUUGGUUUACUCGGGACCCUGGAUUUAUCCCAGGUUGGGAUUCACUGUUUGGACUUAAAGGAUACAAAUCUGAUGCUACCUCAGCCAUUCUCUUUGGAUUUUUAUUAUUUAUUAUCCCAGGAAGGAAGCCUGGCUGGUUGUGCUGUAGAUCUAAAGGGAAGUCCCGAACUCCUCAAGCUGCAGAAUCUACUCCGAUGAUAACGUGGAAGGAAUUUGAAGACUGUAUACCCUGGCAUAUUGUCAUCUUAGUUGGAGGGGGCUUUGCCCUCGCCAAGGGGUGUGAAGUGUCAGGACUCUCUACCUGGGUGGGGCACAGGAUGGUACCUCUCAGUAGUCUGCCAGGCUGGAUCAUUGUAUUUAUUGUGUGUCUGAUUGUGACCUCGGUGACGGAAGUUGCAAGCAACCCCGCUACGAUUACGAUAUUCCAACCCAUUCUUUCCUCACUGGCUGAAGGAAUAGGAGUCAACCCACUCUUCGUCAUCAUCCCAGCAACAAUAAGUGCCUCAUGUGCUUUCCUCUUGCCGGUGGCCAAUCCCCCGAAUGCCAUUGUGUUUUCCUACGGACAUCUGACCGUGCCAGACAUGAUCAAAGCCGGACUGGGCACAAAUGUCAUCAGCAUGUUGGCGCUGUGGUUCGGGCUGUACGUUUGGGGAAUACCAAUGUUCGAUCUGAACAGCUUCCCGGAGUGGGCAUCCCAUAAGAACAUGACAUCACUAGCAGCACCAUAACCGCAAUGGACCCGCGCUUUUUCUAAAAUCCAAUCGUUUACAGGGAGCGAUGGCAUUCUUGGUUCGGAGGACAGAGUAGAAUAAGCAGAGGAAGGCAGCUAGGAGCACACGGCCUUGGGCAUGGGCAUCUUUUUUUCUCACUUCUCCUUUGUUCACGUUUCUAGGGCACUCUUGCAACUUAAACCCUUUUGCUGCCAAAAGGAAAGAGCGCAUUUCUUACUGCUUUAAAAAAAAAAAAUGACUUUGGUGCUUCCAGAAAGAUAGUGGAAUGCAGUGCUCUGUAGGCAAGUAACACAUUCCCGCACCUAGACAGGUAUUUUGUACCUGUAUUGGCCCCUAUAGGAACGCACUGCACCUUGAACACAGCUCCAAAUGCUCUUGUGUGUGCAUACCCUAAAUGGGGCAACUUUUUAAAGUUGUUCAGUUAAAGGGAAAGUAAAUAUCCAACUGCUGAGUAGGAGCUCACACUCUAGAAAUCAGCACCUAGGUUGGCUUUCAUUGUCAUUGUCAACCCUCUUCAUCAGAUACCCACCCAGCUGCACAUCUGUGGGGGUAACCAGGGCCCUUUAAGCGUUUGAUUGAUGUAGUUGGGUAAGGGGGUCCUGAGCAUGGUCCCCAAUGUGUUUAGCGCAGUUUACUUCUCCUUUAUAGGGGCUUUUCACCUUUGAAUUAACUUUUAAUACAAUGUAGCGAGUGCCAUUCUGAGACAGUUUGCAAUGUAGAAGCUGAAACGUAUACUAGCUCAUUAGGUACCGGAACAAAGCAAUGCUCGUGGUCUUUACCACCAAUUUCAAAGGUCAAAAUAGAUGAAAGUGUUUUGUGCUUAAGGCUUAAAACUUAACCUUUAUUAAUUUAUUAAUAAAGGCCAAAUUCACAAGACUAACAACAAAGGACAAAGGAAUAAAAGCAAUGGAUAUUUGUGCCAGAAUAUACAUUGCAUUAAGGUUAUUCAACUAAAUUGAUUUUACUGAAUUCAUAUAUUUACACUAUUAUAGAUAUGGCGUUCCCAUACCAAAAAAAAA